Messenger RNA from Oxyura jamaicensis (ruddy duck), 1969 nucleotides. RefSeq names its product chondroadherin-like. The record is from RefSeq and is a predicted model, not a curated record. Gene Ontology annotation, cellular component: extracellular matrix. The transcript has 2 exons. Bases 30 to 1250 code for a protein of 406 amino acids. NCBI's taxonomy places the organism in Eukaryota, Metazoa, Chordata, Aves, Anseriformes, Anatidae. Gene Ontology annotation, molecular function: protein binding.
CGGGGGAGCGCGGAGCGGCCCCGGGGAGCAUGGGGCGGGCGGCGGCCGGCACCGCGCUGCAGACCCUGUCCCUGUGCCUCCUGCUCGCCGCCAGCCUCGCCCAGGACCCGGCACCAGAGAGCUGCAACUGCACCGAGCCCCUGGACUUCGAGGCGUUCCGGGCUGCUCCGCUGGCCGAGAGCUGCUGCCUCAACUUCAGCAGCUCCAACGUCACCCUCCUGGACUGGGGGGCUCUGGUGGGGGUGCGGGGGCUGCGGGAGCUCGACCUCUCGCACUGCGGCAUCGCGGCCAUCAGCAACGCGCAGGGCGUCCCCCCCGCCCUGGAGGUCUUGCACUUAAGCCACAACCAGCUGGAAAGCCUCCCGGGGGGCUUUCUGGAAGAUGCCCCGAACUUGAAGAUCCUCUACCUGGACAGCAACCAGCUCCGGGAGCUUCCCCAGUCCUUCCUGAAAGCAUCAACUCGGGUGCAGGAGGUCUACCUGGGCUAUAACGCCCUGACUUCCCUCCCCAGCAGCCUCCUGCAGCCGUCCCUGCUCCAGCUCCAGGUGUCCAACAACAGCUGGGACUGCAGCUGCGCCCUGCUCAGCACCCUGCAGGCCCGGCCCAGCCUGGCCGCCGGCCUCACCUGCCACACGCCGGAGCGGCACCGCGGCGCCGAGCUCCGCAGCAUCCCCCGGGACGAGCUGUGCCGCUCGCACGGCCUCACCGCCCUCUUCAUCUGCCUGCCCCCCCUCCUCCUCCUCGCCAGCAUCGCCUGCUGCUUCUGCAGGAGGAAGAGGAAAACCAACUACAGCCUCGGGGGCAGCCACCCCGCCGCCACCGCGGAGAGGGGCAGCGCGCCGGUGCCCCCCGAACCCCACCGCUACGUCCCCUACGAGCUGCCCGCUGCCCCCUCUGAGAAGGAGAAGAAGGUGCUGCUGGGGGGGGCGGCGCUGCUCCAGCCCUCCCAGGACCCUCUGGAGAGCAGCAGGGACCUGUACGAGGAGGUGGAGAUCCGGGUGGGAUCCCACGUGCCGCCACGCGACGGCGAGGGGCUGGGCACCCAGCGGGGAGCCCCAGGAGCUGGGGGGGAGGAGCUGGGGGGCAGCGGGGCAGAGGGGGACACGGUGAGCGUGAGCGACGUCCUGAAGGACUCGGCUGACCGGGAGAUCAUCUACAUGAACCAGGCGACCAACUACUACAACCUGGUGCCCGGCAUCGAGCUGGAGGACUCGGACAACCUGGAGUAUGAGAACAUCGACCUGCACUGAAAGUGGGCGGGAUACGGGACUCCGGGGGCAACAGGAGGUGGCUGUGGCUGGGAGAGGCUCGAGCUGUCCUGCCGCGGCUUGCACUGGCUGGUUGUGAAGCUGCACCCCCAAAUUCUUCCCCUGCCCCCUGCGAUCCCACAUUCGCCCCUUGCCACAUGCUGCGGCUGGGCAGGGCUGCGAGCGGCUCUGGGCACCGGGGGCUCUCUGCACGAGGUUUUUGGGGACACAGGAAGGACGUGGAGAGGAGCUGGGGGCUGCCCCGUUUGAUUUUUAGGGCCAGGUGGCAACACUGUGUGUGCCAGAGCUGCUGACCAGGGCUCUGUCCCCUCUGCAACCAGCUGGCACCGGGCACGGACCCACUGCCCCCCAGCCUGCGUGUAUCAGGGUCUGGGGACAAGAAACGUGGUCUGCGUGUGGGGUCCUGUGUGGGAUUGGCAGGGUCUUGCUGCAAAGGGGAGCCUGCAGUGGCCCUGCCUGCUCCCCCAGCACAUGCACAUCUGCUGUUUGCACGAGUGCCUGUGCACACGCGUGUGCAAGGACUGGGCACGGAUGGACCUGCUCGUGCCAGGCCCUGCUCAGCAAAAGGCUUUUGUUUGCGGGGUGUCCAUAGGGUGCCACCGGAGCAGGGGGGUGCCCCUCACAGCCUUCCCUCCCCGAAGUGCUGCCCAGCCCUGCAGGAGCCAGCUCCUGAUGCGAAAUAAAUCAUUUUAUUCCUGGCA